GCAUUGACAGGGAAUGCAGAUCCACAGCCUUCCAACCGUUUCACUAUCCCCUUUGCACGGGUCCCCAUGAGGAAUGCGCCACCGGACACACGCUGUGCUCACGAGGACGGACGCAAGGGAUACCAGAGCAUGAGGCCUGGUUCUGGUUCUGGUUCUGGUCAGGGCCUAAGCACGGAAGUAAGGACCCACCCGAAGCUGAAAAAAGAAAAACAAAAAACAAAAAACAAAGAAGUCUAUUCGAGAGAUUCGUCCGCGUCUGCAGGAGAAAAUGGAAAAUCAAACGGUCUGGCACCGUCCACAACCCCUCCCGUCCCGAUCUGGAAUAUGAUUGACACAGGAAUCCCACGUCCAUUCACAGCCAAGGAAUAA
Messenger RNA from Penicillium verrucosum, 369 nucleotides. RefSeq lists its product as uncharacterized. The annotation marks the transcript as partial. The transcript has 2 exons. Lineage: Eukaryota; Fungi; Ascomycota; Eurotiomycetes; Eurotiales; Aspergillaceae. The record is from RefSeq and is a predicted model, not a curated record.